Messenger RNA from Ricinus communis (castor bean), 1526 nucleotides. RefSeq names its product enoyl-[acyl-carrier-protein] reductase, mitochondrial. Lineage: Eukaryota; Viridiplantae; Streptophyta; Magnoliopsida; Malpighiales; Euphorbiaceae. Gene Ontology annotation, cellular component: mitochondrion. Bases 137 to 1276 code for a protein of 379 amino acids. Gene Ontology annotation, molecular function: trans-2-enoyl-CoA reductase (NADPH) activity. The transcript has 10 exons. The record is from RefSeq and is a predicted model, not a curated record. Gene Ontology annotation, biological process: fatty acid metabolic process.
AUAAUUCAAUUUCGAGACGGUGUAUGUGAUACAUCUGAAAAAGCAAGAAAACGACACCGUUUACUGAAUCAAAGAGAGAGAAAGAACUGACCUGACUGGAACACAGGCAGUAGAGUACUAGUAAUCGGAAACAGAAAUGGCAAAGACGAUAAUGAGAUCACUAGCCAUGAAAGCUCUAAAGUGCCCUUCAUCGUCAUUUCUCUUCAAUCUAAGGCAGACCCAUAAUCCACGCGUCCAAACCCAAGUCAUCAGGGCAUUCUCCGCCCUUAUGUCACCGCCGUCUAAGGCGAUCGUCUAUGACCAGCAUGGUGCUCCUGAGUCUGUUACCAGAGUAGUAGAGAUGCCUCCAGUGGAAGUUAAAGACAAGGAUGUGUGUGUUAAAAUGCUUGCUGCUCCUAUUAAUCCUUCUGAUAUUAACCGAAUUGAAGGAGUGUAUCCUGUGAGGCCUCCAGUGCCUGCUGUUGGAGGAUAUGAAGGUGUUGGUGAGGUGCAUUCUGUUGGCUCUGCAGUUAAGGAUUUUUCCCCUGGUGAUUGGGUCAUUCCAUCUCCACCCACUUUUGGGACAUGGCAAACUUACAUUGUGCAAGAUCAGAGUGUCUGGCACAAAAUCAACAAAGACUCGCCCAUGAAAUAUGCUGCAACAAUCACUGUUAAUCCUUUGACUGCUUUAAGAAUGCUUGAAGACUUCACGACCCUAAAUUCAGGAGAUUCUGUUGUGCAAAAUGGGGCUACAAGUAUUGUGGGUCAGUGCAUCAUCCAGAUUGCAAAAUUUCAUGGCAUCCACAGCAUUAACAUAUUAAGGGACAGGCCUGGGUCAGAUGAAGCAAAAGAAUUUUUAAAGGAACUAGGUGCGGAUGAAGUGUUUACUGAAGGCCAAUUGGCAGUGAAGAAUGUUAAGGGUCUCCUGACUAAUUUACCAGAACCUGCUUUGGGAUUCAACUGUGUUGGUGGUAAUUCGGCUUCUUUGGUUCUCAAAUUCUUAAGGCAGGGAGGAACAAUGGUAACUUAUGGUGGAAUGUCUAAGAAACCUGUAACAGUAUCGACAUCAUCCUUCAUUUUUAAGGAUCUUUCCUUGAGGGGGUUCUGGUUGCAAAAAUGGAUGACUUCAGAUAAGGCAAAAGAGUGCAGAAAUAUGAUAGAUUAUCUUCUGUGCCUAGCACAAGAAGGGAAGUUGAAAUACGAGAUGGAGCUGGUUCCUUUUGACGAUUUCCAUGUGGCAUUGGACAAGGCACUUGGAAAGCUAGGGAGCCAACCUAAACAAGUUUUGAAAUUCUAAAUCUCAAGGACCUGUGCAUGGAUCCUACCUGGUACAUCUAUCGGUGGUGGCUUUUUUUAUUACUUCGGACUUCAUGUAACAAAUGCUGUAAUCGCUAAGUGCAAAUCCUUGAGUGAUUUUCCAGACAAACUGAGUUACCAAGUGAGAUAGGAAGUCAGGUUCUGUAAUUGUAUUGUGUAAAACUUGCGCAGUGUUAUGAAUCAAUGCUUGUUGUAAAGAUAUAAUAAAUCGUUGGCAAUCUCUUGUCCAA